Messenger RNA from Trypanosoma rangeli, 549 nucleotides. RefSeq names its product Ama1 protein. The record is from RefSeq and is a predicted model, not a curated record. NCBI's taxonomy places the organism in Eukaryota, Euglenozoa, Kinetoplastea, Trypanosomatida, Trypanosomatidae. The transcript has a single exon. Bases 1 to 549 code for a protein of 182 amino acids.
AUGCAGAUGCCGAAUCCAGGAGGGGAUAUACGAUACCCUGAGGCCGAGGCCGCAAAGGUUGGUACUGGCCCAGAAGUCAUGGGUGUGCCCGUGGCGAGUAAAGUCUAUUAUGCGUCGCCGCCUCUGGUAACUCAGACCCCCAUGGAGGUCCAUCUCCCCCAACGGGAUUGGAAGUACGGUACCUGUCACUGCUGUCAGGACUGCUCGCCGUGCGUGGAGGCCUGGUGCUGUUAUUACUGCCAGCUUUCCCGACAGUACAACGUGGUGGUUCAGCGCGGUGGACCCACCAUAGACGGGAUGAUCUGCUUGGCCGCAUACUGUGGGGAUUACUUUUGCGGUGGUAUUGUUUCCCCAAUUUUACAUUGUUCGAUGCGCACCAAACUCCGGGAAAGCCUCAACAUCCGGGGCACGGUUGUUGAUGACUUCUGUUGCGCCUUGUGCUGCGGGUCCUGCACUCUGCAGCAGUCUUUGAUGGAGAUGACAGCGGUGGGCAUGUUCCCCGGCGCCUGCUGCUAUGAAGCACCUCCCGAUUGUGUGGCGAUGCAGUAG